Molecule: messenger RNA, 342 nt
Organism: Trypanosoma brucei brucei TREU927
Lineage: Eukaryota; Euglenozoa; Kinetoplastea; Trypanosomatida; Trypanosomatidae
Exons: 1
Coding region: 1-342 (113 amino acids)
Source: RefSeq, a predicted model, not a curated record
AUGGAAAACAAAAAACAAGUGAAAACGGUCCUCAGUAUACGUAACGGUGAGGAAGGACGUGAUGUACCCGCUCCGACGGCCACGCAUCCCGCACUGACAGGAGAGAGGUGGGAGUGGGGAAGAGUGCGAAUCAAUCGUGACACACAUCACGGAAGGGGCACCACAUAUGCCACAGCAACAGAAAACAUAUUUUGCGCCCUGAGAGACACAUAUCGCCUUGCGGUGGGCCCCCAGGCACCCUCAGGUGUAGACACACACGACGGAGUUUGUGAGUUUACUAUAAACAAAGAAAAUAAAAAAGAGAAUCGGCAACCAACAUUUCGCUUCCUUCCUCCGAUCUAG